AUGAGGAAUUGCUUAUUGAAUGAUUCGCGUGUGGAGGUCACGGCGGUCCGUUAUAGGCCCGGGCGCAUAGUCCCCGCGUUUCGUCGAACUUAUUACGACAGAUGGCCGCGGCCAGAAGCGCGCGGGACGGCCCUUCGGAGAGAUCGACCUCCGAAAUGCGCCCGAGAUUGCAUUCUUUCGGCUGCGCGGGCGCAUUCCGCCGCACGCCACCCGAGCACCGCGCGCCCGCGCCAGUCGUCGCGCGCCCUUUUUGGGGUUAAGAUGUGUCCGUUGCGGGCGUACACUAUGUGGUCCCAACCGCCGCCUCCAGAACCCGAAGCGACCUUCCGCGCCCGCGCUACCUCGCUAAACGCCCCAUGUUUCAGAGGGUGCUCUCGCCAAAUCGCAAGAAUGGUCCGUAACGCUCCUCCCGAGUAUGGGGUCCGAGUGGACCCUACGUCCACGCGACCCCCCGGUCUCCGAGUCCGCGAUGAACCCCAGUACCAGAACUUAGACGAUAUGCGCAAGCGUCCCGAGUACGCGAACCUGGACGAAAUAAGCCGCGAGUUUGGUUACCGCCUCUGCCCUGAAGGGCAGAACUUGGAGGACGAGGCAAUAUAUGAGAAUAUACUAUCAGUGCGUCAGAUUCGUUCCGCGGAAGUGCGUUUAGUGCCAGUGUCUGAGGUGCCGUACUAUGAAGGGCAAGGUUACGUCGCGACUCAAGUGUUGAGCAGAAAUGGCACGUUCCCUCAAUGCCCGCCUCACACUUGGAGCAGACUGCAGCACGCUGGGCGGAUGACGGGGUCUCUGCGGCUCAUUACUGCUAAACGGGAGAUGUACGAUGUAAAAAAACAGAGGUUAUGCUUAGCUCAAGAUGAAUAUAAACACUUGAAUAACGCUCUUUCGACAUUAGCGGCUUCGAGAACUAGCUUGUGUUCUUCAACAACGUCCGUCACUACGACCUCAACGACGUCACGACACGACCCGGAGCAACUGAGGUGUGAAGUGACGCAGGCGAGGGGCAGAGUCGCUCAACUUCGCAAGGAGCUGAGGCAGGCGAGAGCAGAAGUCGCCUGCGCAAGACGCGGCGUUGACACCCUUGCUGAAGUGGAACAAAAACUUAGCGCCCAGCAAGGAUGUUACAACAUCACCGAGGCGCAAGCAAUCAUGACUGAACUGAAGAAUAUCCAGAAAUCCCUUACAUCUGGCGAAAAGGAGAGGGCAGAUCUCAUGCAAUCGUUGGCCAAAUUGAAGGAUGACCUUACAAGGUUACAACUCGGGGAUGCAUCCCCAGAUCUGUCCACGUUAAGCCUCCCCCAAGAGAAACUCAGCACUGCCUCGCAAACCGACCUCUGCGCAGACUUAGUACCCAUUGGUACAAGACUAGCGGAAAUGGCUCGCGUUCGUCUCCAAUACGAUGAAGCAAGAAAGCGGAUACAGCAAAUCCAACAACAAUUAGCAGACCUGGAAGACAAAGUGCAGCCCGGCCAAGCGGAGUCUGAUAAGGACCGGCUGUUGUUGUUCCAAGAGAAAGAGCAACUACUACGAGAACUCAGGAGUAUCACACCUCGAACUCGAUCGAAACAAGAGAUGAGCGAUAUUCAGUCUGAGUGCAAACGGUUAGAGCAGGAUCUUAAAAACGCGUUCGAGAUGUCUAAUAAAUGUAUAGCUGAUAGAUUGAGGCUGCACGAGGAGAAGCAAUUGCUACUACAGCAAUUGAAGGAUGCGCUUACAUCGAUGACGACGUUAGAGGGUCAAUUGAAGACGCUCUCAGCCUCUACGCUGUCUGUAUCGAGCAGUUCGAGUCUGGGGUCCCUUUCAACAGCAAGUAGUAAGGGAUCUUUAAGUUCGGGGAUUAGCUUUACUGAUAUCUACGGCGGGCCGCAGAUAGCUACCACGUUUCAAACGGACAAACCUAUCGAUAUGGUUGAUUUGCAUCGGAGGGUGGAGAGAUUACUACGCGGCUCUAGCUACAACGACAGUGUGACGCCUGGCGCCAGUAGCUGUCACUCUCAACCGUCUCUAUCUCCUAGAAGUAGUCUGUCUUCAGCUAGCCCACCUCCGCCACCACCUUCAUACAAUCAGGUGGAAAGACAAAGACGACAACAAAAGGAAUUAGAGGAGAAAUUAGCAGAAAUGAGGAUAGGAGUUGCUGCUGGAUUGAACGAAGUAACAGGCUUAGCCACUAGCAUUCCAGUACAAGUGCAAGGCCCCGGUCGGCCAGUGGAGCCACUAUCGCCAAUCUCAGAAACGCCCCCACCACUUUCUCCCACCUGCUCAUCUAGUGGAACAAAUACUAGAUCUGUCUCAGCAGCAGUGAGCGAUGAAUCAGUGGCGGGCGAUUCUGGAGUAUUCGAAGCCGCGCAGGCGGCUGACUCUUCCAACGCCGUGAACAGUGCGCAAAUUGAGAUCAAAUUACGUUACUGUCCUGAUGAAACUGCGUUGGAGAUUGGAAUCAUUCGCGCUAGGAAUUUACACGCGCUGUACAUAGAUAAUGGUAUUGAAGUGUCUGUCCGUGGCGCAUUAGUAGUGGGCGGAGGUGGUGGUAUCGUAUUCAAUACACCAGCUUUAGCCUGGCGAGGGACGACCCUAGUAUGGAGGAACAAUCAGCGAGCUUCCAUCAGCUCUAGAGCACUCAGGGCUGCCACUUUACAAAUCAAUUUGGCGGCGGAUAGUGAAUGCUUGGGCUGUACGCAAGUUAGUUUAGCUGAUUUCGACCCCGAGUCCACGUCGCAGAAGUGGUACAAUGUCUUGAGCUUUAGGAGUAUGAGAAGGGACGAGAGCUCCGAUGAAUCUACCGUCAUUUCUUCGCAAACUUCUACCCUCACUAGAAACAGAGGUCCUGAAAGUAUGACAGGAGCCGAGUGUAACAUAGAAUGUGGUGAUGAUUCCGCUUCUGAAGACGAAGAGGCAAGAGAACCACUUAAUCAGAUUGUAGAAGAAGAUUCCUUCGAAGAUUACAUUCCGGAAGAAGAGUUGAAUUUGGAAGAGGAGUAUCUUCCGUCCACUGCCGAGAAGGAAACGAAUACCGAAUGCAACUUCUGUCCAGAAGGAGGGAGGCAAUUGCAUAGGAGAUUUUAUAAGCUGAAGCGUAUUGAGGCAGACGGACGGCCUCACGAAGACAGAACUUUAGAGAAGAAAAGUCAACAAGUAAGCACAAACCAAGAAGAGUCGCUCGCGACUAUAAAACGAUCUCAAACAUUCUCUCCGCAACCACAGAGUAUCGGAAAAGGGCAUUAUAUUUGUAGACUGAACCGAUCAGAAUCCGACUCUUCAAUGUCUCAAUAUGCACGAAGAGUACUUCACCCUCCAACUGCGCCUGGUAUCCCCUUCGACAGGACGCUGCGCGAACGCCGAUCUUUAAGAUGGGGCCGCGUGCGCAGCACUGCAGUGAGACACAGCUCAACCAAACGCACUGCGCGUACGUCGCUUGAUCUUUCACUGGACCUCAAAGCACAUCAUUCACGGCUAACAGAUCUACGUCAAGAGAUAGCUCAUCUCACUCUGUUGAAGAAACGGUUGGAAGAAGCUUGCGCCAAGGGUGACCCUACAGUAGCAUCAUGGGUGGCUGAAGACGAAACUCUUCGCAGGCUAAUAUCAGCACCAGACAGUACAAGUAACGACCGCGUCUCCAAGUUAUUCCAGAGGACCUGUAAAGAGAUUUACCGCUUGAGAAAAUCCAGGCAAGGUGGAGGAAGGAAACCAGACCUUGUUACUUUUAAAGAAAAAAUGGCCUUCUUCACUCGCACCACGUCGACUGUCCCGACCCUUCCUGAUGAAGCUAACUCCGAAGACGAUUGGGAACAAGACUUGGAGGAGCGUAGUACACCCGAUGGCAGGUCCUCGAAGACAUCAUAUGAGAAACAAACCCAAGCGGCUGAACCUGUGGAAUGCAAAAACCCAUGUAUCCCUGAGUGUUUCGAAAAUGAACUUAAAAUCAAUGAAGGCGAAGAUGAAGUUAGAUACGAAUUUGUUGUCGAUAGAGUACUAGGAGUACAGGUUUAA
Molecule: messenger RNA, 3984 nt
Organism: Leptosia nina
Lineage: Eukaryota; Metazoa; Arthropoda; Insecta; Lepidoptera; Pieridae
Source: the annotation of a GenBank genome assembly